CUAUCCUCGUAUUAAUCACUCCGAAACUGGUAAGGCAAAAGAGUAAAGAGAUGGAGAGAUUAAGAUCGCUGUCUCUCACUUUGCUUUGCACUUUGGUCCUUUUUGGAUCUCUAACUCUCACUCAGGCAAAAAGUUCCAAGGAAGAUUUGAAGGAAGUUACUCACAAAGUUUACUUUGAUGUUGAAAUUGCUGGAAAACCUGCUGGUCGAAUUGUCAUGGGACUCUUCGGAAAGACAGUGCCUAAAACAGCAGAAAAUUUCCGAGCACUGUGCACAGGGGAAAAAGGUGUUGGAAAGAGUGGGAAAGCUCUCCACUACAAAGGUAGUGCAUUCCACAGGAUUAUUCCAAACUUCAUGAUACAAGGAGGUGAUUUUACACUUGGUGAUGGAAGAGGUGGAGAAUCUAUUUAUGGUGAGAAAUUUGCUGAUGAGAAUUUCAAGCUGAAGCACACUGGAUCUGGGCUUUUGUCAAUGGCAAAUGCUGGUCCCGACACCAAUGGCUCACAAUUCUUCAUUACAACUGUGAAAACCAGCUGGUUGGAUGGCAGGCAUGUUGUAUUUGGAAAGGUGCUGUCUGGAAUGGAUGUGGUUUACAAAAUUGAAGCUGAAGGAAGGCAGAGCGGCACACCGAAGAGCAAUGUUGUGAUUGCUGACAGUGGUGAACUUCAUCUGUAAUCAUCAUGCUUGUGUUUUGGUGGAUAUAAACUUGGGUGUUUUGUUAUUCCAAUCAAGCUGUGAUGAAAACUCCCAAGAUGAACAUUUUAUGUACUCGGGAGCUUUUCCACUUAGUUGAAGGUUACUUAGUUUAGCUGAACAAAAUCAUGUUUUCACAUAUUGUGUAGGAUGUUAUAGAUGGUAAACGUCACAAGCUUUUUGUUUGUUGCUGAAAAGAGACCUGUUCACUUUGGCCCUCUAAGUGUACGAUAAACGGCUUGAUCCAUCC
Durio zibethinus is the source of this 942-nucleotide messenger RNA. Its product is annotated as peptidyl-prolyl cis-trans isomerase CYP20-1-like. Gene Ontology annotation, molecular function: cyclosporin A binding; peptidyl-prolyl cis-trans isomerase activity. Gene Ontology annotation, biological process: protein peptidyl-prolyl isomerization; protein folding. NCBI's taxonomy places the organism in Eukaryota, Viridiplantae, Streptophyta, Magnoliopsida, Malvales, Malvaceae. The record is from RefSeq and is a predicted model, not a curated record. Gene Ontology annotation, cellular component: cytoplasm; intracellular membrane-bounded organelle.